ACACACAUACACCAUCAAUGCACUGCACCGUACACCCAUACACACAUACAUCAGUCGACACCUUUGCCCUUAGGCCCUUUGUCCGUCUUGUCCGCCCCAAUGUUUCCGUUAAGCGCCGCCACAACAAUAGGCGGGGAACCCGCUUUUGCCUGCAACUCUCUUCUAACCCUCAUUCUGCCAUCAAAUCCCCCCAAGAAUGCACCCUGCUGAAACCCUUUUCUCUUCAUUGGAGGUGUGGCCUCUCGUGCAGGAUGGUAUGCAGCUCCAUCUUGCACGGGAGGCAGGCGGCCGUCUCGCUUCUGCUGCGUCGACGGAGCACUUUUAGGCGGCUGUCCGGUGGCAGAUACCAACAGUGGAUGGCUGGGGGACGGUGCCGUGGCGGCCGUCUGCGGCGGCGAGGUCCACCCUCCGCCUCUUGGCUGAGUCCCGCCCGGUCGCGUGAAUGGGCGAGGGGGAGACGGGGGUGUCGACGGGGGAGGCGUGAUGUGUUUCCUGCAAUCCUCGCUGUCGGGCCUCUUGUUUGGCUCUUCAUCCGAUGCCACAGCACGAUCCUCAGCCUUGACUGUCGGCUUCUCCUGCACACUCUUCCACACGAGUUUCGAGCGGCUGGGAAGCCUGCUCUCGUCGUCUACUGGAAUGCCGAAGUUGCGCAAAGACUCACGAAGCUGCUCUCCCACGUGUGCCUUUCCUCCAGCUGUCGCCUCGUACUUGUCGCCUGGGACGGGCCAGGAGGGAGGGGGGUAGGUGGGCCUGUCGGCAGUCGGCUGAUGAGACAGUACUUUGGUGAGGUAUAGCCACGGGUCGACGCCGCCCGUGUUGUCGAUACCCCCGCCGAUAUGCGGCAGUGGAUACACAGCCUCAAUGUCGCGGAAGUCUCGGACAUUCCUUGGUGGCCUCUUGUCCGUCUUGUCUGCUUUUGGCUCCUCUGCAGUUGAUGCCCCCUGCCCCCUUCUUCUGCUCGGCCGGGGUAUUUGGUUGAAGGAAGAGGUCAGCGGCCGCGCAGGGAAGGGAGGUAUAGUCUCCUCCCUCGUUCCUGCUUUGGUCAUCGCUGCUUGCAUGUCAUCGACGGUGGACCGGUCGAACUUCGCUUGCUCCUCUGCCAACCUCAUGAAGCGCCCUAGGUGUUCGAUCGCCGCUGUGCCCCACCAGUGCGGAUGCAGGAAGGACAGGGCUCGCUCGAUGGGCUCCUCUGUCGGGCGAGCGGGACGGGGAGGCGAUUCUUCCACGAUCGAGCUGGAUGAAGAGCGAGCUUGUUCCGUCUCCGACCCCUUUGUCAUCCGGUGGGAGACAUUUAUCACCAUUUCAGGCAGUAUCUCUGUGCGCUCUUCUGCUGAUUUCUCCUCCUGCUGAGGCGGUGCAGCGGCAGGAAUGUCUGUGAGUGACGAUGAAGACUUCAGCAGAGCUUGACCCGCAAUGGGCAGGAUAGGGGAGGACGGCGCCGGCGAAGCCGUUUUUGGCGAGGGGACCACGAUGCGAUGGAAAGGCACGGGCAUAGAAGGAGUCGAUGGUGACACAGGAGCCUGCAUACAAAUGAAGAAGAGUGGAAAAAGUCUUCCCAGGUCAUGUCUCUGCCUGCUGGAGACCGUACCUCUGUGCCGCUCUUCAUGCCCUGUUCUUUCAUUUCCCUUGCUCUUUCUCUCCGCCUUUUCUGCUCCUCGACUUUUCGUUCGCCGCCCAGGGCAGGAGCGGACACGGCGCCGACGAAGGGAGCCGUCGCUCCAUCCCUCCACUGGUAUCGCUGCAGCAGGAUGGCCAUCUGCAUGAUCAGGUCGUACGGGAGCCCUGCUGGCAGCGACACGCCACCCAGGCCGCCCAUAACAUGCAGGGGCGACAGCCAUCCAUGGCCAGCCUGGACGCCACGGGAUCGCCUCUCCCUGUCCCAUUUCUCCAUCUCCCUCUUCGCGUCGACCAGUGGUGUGAGUCUGGCAUACAUGUCUCGCCCUCCAAUGUACUCCGUCUCGCGAGCAAUGCGAUGUUCCCGAUCUGGCGUAGGGCGCCCUGGUGGAGGUGUGGGCUGUGUCGUAUCGAAUGGCUGAUACGCGAUGGGUGGGUGAUAUCUGUCUCCGUCUUCAUAGUAUUCCCGCUCGCGAUCGGUGCGAUAUGCCCGGUCUGGCGUGCGUCGGCCUGGCGGAGGUGCGGGCUGAAUUGGCUGCGUUCUAUCGCGUGGCUGCAUCUGGUCGGAAGGAUGAUAUGCGGGCAGCCACCUUUCUGUCUCGGAGGGCCCGUAAGUCGUAGGUCUGGCCAUUGGUGGUCCUCCUGGCUCCUCGUAGAGUGUGGCCAUUGUUCCAUAAGAAGCCCCGAGUUUCGAUUCGGUCAGCAUCGGCGAGGGCUGGAAGCCGGAGCUCUUGGAGGGCUCACUACCCGUCUCUGGCCGGAACAUUGAUGCUGAUUGCUCUAGCGACGGGGAGGGGACAGCAGAGGGGGUGGAAGGUUGGGGGAAGAAGCCCGCACCCGUGGCGCCUGGCUGUGUCGAUGGUGUGACGGGUGCGGGGGACAAAGCGGAUGAUCCAGGCACAGGGCGAGCACCGCUGGGUGUUGGCCGACCACUGCUGGGUGUGGGGAGCGGCCGACCAGUGACUGGCGAUCCUGCCCGUGGCUCGACUUUCCAUUCGGCAAGAGCUUGCUUGACGUCCGGCCUCCAGAUCUUGCUGGGCGACACGGGACUGGCUCUGUCAGCAAGGCGCAUGACCUCGCUGGCCCCCGAAGUCUCCAUUUCUUCCAGGUCGAGCUGCAGCCAGCCCCUCUCCUCCAGGAACUGCUUUGUCUGCGCUCUUCUAAAUCCCACGCUGGGCCUCUGCUGGAAGGCAGCCGACGACGAGCGCCGAAGGCUGGGUCGAUGGGCGGCAAUGUCGAAGCCAACCUGCUUCUCUGCUCAAACACAGGUCCGAGAUACAGUGAUUCAGAUAAUAUGUGCUUUGUAUUCUACACGUGCCUGAAGACAGACCUGAGGCGCCAGAGGAAGAUCCAGCUGACGAUCCCGAUUCCCUUGUCUCCGAGUCUCGCGGCUUCCUUCGCUUCCGCUCGCCUGACGUCGGGCUGAUUUGCCUCACCGACGGUGACGACCCCGGGGAGGUGUCAAGCUGGAAGGUCUGGGUCUUCAUAGGGAUCGUGGGACGCUCGCCAGCGUCGCUGGAGGCACUCUCCUCUCUCCUCAGUGGUCUGACAUAGAGUUGGAUCUGCUUCUUGCCCUCCCGCAGGAGCUCCGUGAUCACUGUGUCCAGCUGCUCAAGCCACUGGUGAAGCAGGCCAUCAAGCUGCAUCCAUGAAACAAUAGAAUCAAUCCACAUUCUGCACAGUCAGUCGAAUGAAUGACUGUUUCGUGUGUCACCUUUUCGUCUGGGAUCUCUUGAACUGUCUCUUUCCUGAGCGACGACGAGGCUAGUAUGGGUCUUGUUGAGGGUCGCGCUUUGACGAAUGAUGACGCAUGGAGGAGUCCUAAAGCGUCGGUCAGCUGCGUCAUCUCACGGCGACAGAUCCCCGUGAAGAGCUUUCGAAUCUCCCCCAGCCGCUCUAGACUGACAUGCGGAGCAGACGUGGGAAAAGAAUGAAGAGACACGUGUAUCCAUACUUGAUUACCGUUUGAUGCCGGUUUGUAGGAAGCGAUGAAAUGCGCGAGGCUCCGUCGUGCCAUCGCCUUUGCCUGUGCAUUGCAGACGCGUUCACCCUGCUCUGCUUUGAGUGCAGUGAAUCACAGUGAAUCACUCACUGUGAUGCCAAUUACCGAGAGGCGGCAUGCGGGCAGCCAGAAGGUCCGUGAGUGCUGCAGCCUGCGAUGCGUCGGUACUUCGGUUGAAGUCGCCCAGCUCCUGCAGCACCGCACCAGCCAAGCCUGAGAGAGGCACACAGGUUUGUCACAGUCAAGACAGGUGUCGUGCUUGAUCCUCUGUACCAGCGGUAGGCGGCUCUUCUGCGAAGAAGACGGGUCCAUGCAGGGCACUCACCCACGACUGUGUUCCGAAUGACCGCACUUCUCUGUUGCCCACCCUGCUCUCCUCCGCCCGCCCCACGUCAAGGAAGUCGAUCGCUUCCUGCACCUCAGCCUCCUUCUUGGCCUCCUCAGCUCCGCGUCUCUUCUUUCGAUCAGCAACGUCAGCUGGCGGCGCCCCCUUGUCUCUUGCGCCCUCUGCGCCCCAUCCUCUUGGAGUGCUGGAUGACGAGUGGUCGAUGGGUGUCGGGUGGGCAGGCGGCUUCUCCAGUGAACCGCUGCGGGAGGCCGACCGCAACAGGGCCUGCGGUGUUGGGGGAGGCAGAGGCGUCGUAGGCAGGGAAGAGGCCCAGUCUCCUGUGGCAGGCACUUCUUUCAGGAUGGUUUCGAUCCACUCCUGCAGUUCGCGAACGCGCUGUGGGUGAGACACGACAUGAGCACGAAAUUGAUACAUGAACGUCGGCAUACGAAUGCACGUGUGUCGCACCUGUCGGAUGUCGGUGUUUUCAUCUCUGAGCCUUUUCACCAUGGUGUCCUCCUCCACUCCACCAGUCGUCGCUGCCCGUUUCACAGGAGACCGUUCCUCGCCUUCUCCCUCCUUCUCAUGGGUUGGCGGCACCUGCACAGACUUGGACAGACCAGCCAGAAGCUUGUCGGUGCUGGAAGUCUUCUGCAUGACAGCACAGGGCGGGGGUGUGCAGCGGAUACACGUGUCAAUCGAUGCGCACCACUUGUCGCACCUGCAGAGAGGCAGUUCUUGAUCUGUGUGGCCUGAUGGCGAGGUCUUCCGUGCUGCCCUUGCCCUUGCCCUUGGAUCUGCCGCCCGUUGCGAUCUUUUGUCCGGGCUUCUUGGCCUCAGGUCUCUUCUUUUUCCCCUUGAGCACUUGAGCUGGCGGCGCCUCAGCCUCUGCCGCUUCGGCCUCCUCUGCCUCCUCUUCUGCCUCUUCUUCAGCUGACUUCUCGAGGGCUUUCAACUGUUUGCGCAGGUUCUCGUUCUCGAUCUGCAGGCGGCCGAUCUCGGCGUCCUUCCUGAUGACAACCAUGCAUACCAGGGCGAUAAUCGAGCAAUUGAGAGCAAGGCGUGUGACGGCUGCUUACUUGUCGACGAGGGCCCUCUGUUCGGGUGGCAUCGGUGGGGCUCUUUUGCUGAGUAUGCCUCCGAUGAAACUAAGCUCUGGGGGCCGCUCGGCCUCGGGAACAGCGGCAAGACGCUCCUCAAAGUUCUGGAUCAUCUGAAGAGCAAUGCACACCAAAUGCAAUCUGCUCUUGGACAGUCCUUACAACACUUCAAUGCUGACUUACCUGCCAUUGCUCUUCGAUAGUGCGCUCCAUCCGUUUUAUUUUGACUCCCAUGACCUUCUCCAUCUCGGCCUGGUUGGCCUCCACUUCCUGCGCCACCCUCGCCUUGACGCGGUUCUCCAGGGCACUGUGGCAUACAUACCACAGACAUCCAUCCGUGAGCCUAACCUUCAUGUAUGUCUCCUUAUGUUCCUCGCCUACGCUUCUAUCCUAUCUUCAAGUGCUUCAGGGUCCAUUGAGUACAAGGCAUCAAAGUAAUCAAGGGUGGUGAAGUGGCUUGCUGCCAGCGCAUUUUGGACCUACACAAUCCAGACACGCACGGCUUGUCUGCCGUAUUGUGUGCGUGUCUUUGCAGACAGAUGAGUUAUGCACAUGUCACCUCGGUCAGCGGGUCUGUCUCCCGCUUGACUGGCUUGCGUGCGACGGGGCUCCUGGCUUCUUCAGACAGAGCGAGAGGGUGAGGUGGAGGGGCCUGGGGCGGCGACACCUUGGCAAGCGUGAUGCCGCCACGCAGUAGUGCCUUCUCGAGCUCCUGGAUUCGCUGCUGCAGCUCAUCCGCGAACUUGAGCACCUCUUCCUUUUCCUGAGCUGCCCGGAUGAUGAUCUGCUUAAUGCGGCUGUUAAGCAUUCGGGCGGUCUCGGGGUCAAGGUACUCCGUCGGCUCAAACCAGAACACCUGCGAUAUGCAUGAAGACAGACAAUACUGAGACAUUUCGUUUGCAGGGCGAAGCAUGAUUGCGAUCGAGGUUUCUGAACCUUAAGCGGCUCGAAUGUUUCUUCGGCCUCCUUGCGGAAGAGCUGCUCCCUGACAAAGAGACGGCAGACAGACAGACAUGUGGGAACUUCACAAGAAGAAUAUAUGACUGACCUGAGUAGAGUGAUUUCGAGGUAGUAGUCCCAUCGACACUUGGACAGCUGUGCAGACCGCUCGAGCAAAUGCUCCUCGAGAGCCAUCAUCUUGUCUCGAUAGGAGGCCACUCUCCUCUCCAUAUUCGCCAUCCUCGCUCUGUUCUCCGGGACGACCGUCUGCCAAUACACCUUCAUGAGUGUCUCUGCAAAGCCGCCCAACAGAUUCUCCACCACAUCGAGCUCUUGAUGGACCCCGCCGUACGUGCUCCGAAUCACGUCAACCCUUCUUUCCUCCUUGUCCUCUUCCUCUUCAGGCGUCUCCCUCUUCCGUGACUCAUAGGCCUUGAGGUAGUAGAGGUGGGCCUUGGGAAAGCUGACGACUUGAUUGAAGUCUUCUCCCUUGGAGAUCUGCUCAUUGAUCUCAUCCACGAAGGUCUGCACGACGUCCACUAAUUCGCCUUUGAAGCUGUUGAGGGCGUCCUUGAACGCUCUGGAGAAGCGCACUUUGUUGGACAGCUCUUGGAUGACCCGGUCGUAUGUGUGGUCAUCUAACUCCUCUUCUGACUCAUCAGUGAUCUCCCUGAUAUCGUCUCCCUUCUCAAAAACAGCCGGCAU
Vitrella brassicaformis is the source of this 6688-nucleotide messenger RNA. NCBI's taxonomy places the organism in Eukaryota, Vitrellaceae. The record is from the annotation of a GenBank genome assembly.